UUAAAAAAGUAGCAUGAUAUAUAUAAGAAGGAACCAUAUAAUAAAUCAAACAUAUACAUACAUAACACUAGCUUCCAAAUUCAAACCAAACACACCAAUAUAUCUCUAUUAACUUCAAACAAAGAAUCAUGAAGAGAAUGCAAGCACCUGCAGCAAAUUACCAGAGUAGUAUCAUUGGUUCUCAAUAUCUUGUUCCUCAUUGUGUUGACCUAUCAAUUGUGAGAAAUGUCACAACAUUAAAUGAUAACUUCACAGUCGCAGAUAUUAAUGGAAAAAUCUUCUUCAACCUUAAAGCAUCUCUCAUCUCCCUCUAUGACCAACGUCUCUUGCUCGAUGCCACUGGAAAAACAGUCGUCGUGACACUAAGACGAAAGGUAAUGACAGGACAUGAUAGAUGGCAAGCAUUUAGAGGUGAAAGCACAGAUUUGAAAGAUUUGAUAUUUAGUGUAAAGAGAUCAUCCAUGUUUCAGACAAAGAUCAAAUUAGAUGUGUUAUUAGCUAGUAAUACCAAAGAACAAAUUAGUGAUUUUAAGGUCAAAGGAAGUUGGUUAGAGAAAUCUUGUGUUGUUUAUGCUGGUGAAUCUCACCAAAUUGUUGCUCAGAUGCAUAAGAAGGAGGAAUUUGGGAAAGAUAAUCUCACGGUCAGAGUGUAUCCCAACAUUGACUAUGCAUUCAUUGUGGCAUUAACUUUGAUUCUUGACGAAAUUAAUCAAGACAAAAUUCGACAACAAUAGGAAUCAUUGCAUCAAUAUUAUAUAGGAGUAGUACUUUUUAUUGAGUGGGAUAUUACAGAAUAAAGUUAUUAUGAACAAGUAUACUGAGCUCUAGCCUUUGUUACUUUUUUUUAUUACAAUGGAGACAGAGAAGAUCGAACCUAGAACUUCCUGCAUACUACCCAAAUCUCUCACCACUAAAUCAAAUCUAGUGGUUUAGUCUUUUUUACUUUCAAUCUGUAAGAGAGUUAGUUAAAUUUAAUUAAGUUGGUUAUAUUUGCCAACUAUCUCUAACUUUCGGUGUAUAUAUACUUAUGUAUCUUCAUUCAAUUAAUGAAAUUGUGAUUCAUUUCUCCAAAAUCAUUCUAUGUAUUUUUUU
Molecule: messenger RNA, 1092 nt
Organism: Trifolium pratense (red clover)
Lineage: Eukaryota; Viridiplantae; Streptophyta; Magnoliopsida; Fabales; Fabaceae
Product: protein LURP-one-related 15-like
Exons: 3
Coding region: 129-734 (201 amino acids)
Source: RefSeq, a predicted model, not a curated record